Hevea brasiliensis (rubber tree) is the source of this 1689-nucleotide messenger RNA. RefSeq names its product protein NUCLEAR FUSION DEFECTIVE 4-like. Bases 121 to 1569 code for a protein of 482 amino acids. The transcript has 2 exons. The record is from RefSeq and is a predicted model, not a curated record. NCBI's taxonomy places the organism in Eukaryota, Viridiplantae, Streptophyta, Magnoliopsida, Malpighiales, Euphorbiaceae. Gene Ontology annotation, cellular component: membrane.
GUCUUGGGGUGCAUUACUUUGCUACAAGCCAUUAGUGGUACUCGUUUUUCAAUAUUCCCUACAUGCUCCACAACACAACAACAAUAUUGCCAUUUCUCUCGUGUGCAGCUCAAUAAUCUAAUGGUUGCUUCAGAAACUGGAAAGCUCUUUGGGUUCUUGUCAGGAGCUGCAGUUGAUUAUCUUCCUCCUUCUAUGAUCCUAGUAAUUGGCCUUAUAUUUGGAUUAGUUGGCUAUGGUGGGCAAUAUCUUUCCAUUGCACACAAAAUCCCUGAUUUGUCUUAUUGGCAAGUGAUAUUUCUAAAUGCCCUUGCAGGAAAUAGCACUUGCUGGAUCAGUACUUAUUGUUCCACAUUAGCCAUUAGAAACUUCAGGGAUUGGCAGGGAACACUGAUUGAAAUAACUUCAAGCUAUUCUGGGUUGAGUGAAAAGAUAUAUAGUAUAUUAGUUGGAGGCAUUCAAGGGAGGAAGAGUUCUCAAAAUUCCGUUACUUAUCUCCUCUUUACUUCCCUUGCUCCUAUCGUGGUUGGGUUAACCGUAGCAAUAAAAAAUUAUGGUCUGAAGUGCUUGGAACAUAGAGACAUAGACAUGUCUCCAAUUGCCUUUCUGAUAGCUAUUUCAACUGGGAUAUAUGUAGUGAUUGAAAGUGUUGCACCAAGUUUCACACACUUGUCUCUGCAAUUACAAGCAGUGAUUUUAGUUUUGGUGCUAAUGAUACCAUUUGCAGUAGCAUCUUUUAUUGCUUUACACCAGUUCACAACGCAGAAAUGCAACUCUCAGGUAAUGCCCGAGCCUUGUACUGACAUUUUUGAAUCAAAAUCCAAAAGGGUCAUCAAAGAAUUCGAGAUCGCAAUAGAUAAAGAAAGAUGUGCUGAUGAAAGUAAGGCCGCAGAGGUCGAUAGAGGCACAGAACAAGUGUUAAUGGUGGGAAAUGAGAAUGGUUUGAAAGAGCUGCUGAUAGAUGUAGACUUUUGGCUGUUUUACAUGGUGAAUGCAUGUGGAGCUGCCGUAGGAAAGGUUUAUCUGAUCAACCUGGAACAAAUCUUCGUAUCUCGUAGCAGCAGUGUAGCAUCAUCUCUAUUCGCAAUGUCCUGUGUGUUCAGCUUCUUUGGAAGGAACUUCUCAGUUAUGUUCAAGUGGUAUACAAGGAAAAAAUCAAUCAUAUCCAACCCAGCAUUAACAGUGCUCCUAAUUCUUCCUAUGCCGGUGGCCUUUUUCCUGCUAAUCAACGACAGCAGCAGAUGUUUAUACAUCAGCACAGGAAUUCUUGGAGCCUGUUCUGGAGCCUUAAAUGCCAUAAGUGCAUCAACCAUGCACGAGGCUUUUGGUUGCAACAACUUCGUAGUGAAAAAAACCAUUAUUCAGACUAAUAUUCCACUGGGGCUUCUUGUCUUUGGGUGCUUGGCUGCUCUUAAUUAUCAGAAGGAAGGUGAAGGAAAUCAUGGGAUUUGCUUGGGUUUGCAAUGCUAUAGCAGAACUUUCAUCAUCUGGGGAUCCAUUUCCUUGGCUGGAGCAAUUCUCAGCGUUAUUCUGCUUCUCCGUAAGCAGAACUUGUGUUCACAUAAAUCAUAGAAUGUGCCCAAUUUGGAAUAAAUUUGAUUGAUUAUAUUAUAGACUAGUUGAAAGCCCUUGCGCAGCUCAAACUUAUGUAAAAGUUCCUCUUUUUACAUUGUUUAUAAAAUUAUGCUAGAA